This is a messenger RNA of Danio rerio (zebrafish), 1230 nucleotides long. The record is from RefSeq and is a predicted model, not a curated record. NCBI's taxonomy places the organism in Eukaryota, Metazoa, Chordata, Actinopteri, Cypriniformes, Danionidae.
AUGGCUUCAUCAGCUGAAUAUGAUUAUAUUUGUCCUGUGUGUCAGGAAAUCUUCAAGACUCCAGUUCUUCUAUCAUGUAGUCACAGUUUCUGUAAAGAGUGUCUUCAACAGUUUUGGAGAAACAAGAAUACUCAGGAGUGUCCCGUCUGCAGGAGAAGAUCCUCAAAAUCAGCUCCUCCAGUUAAUCUGGGAUUAAAAAAUGUCUGUGAGUCGUUCCUAAAGGAAAGAAAUGAGAGCCGUUCAUCAGGAUCUGAGGAGAUCUGCAGUUUACACAGUGAGAAACUCAAACUCUUCUGUCUGGAGGACAAACAGCCUGUGUGUUUAGUGUGCAGAGAUUCAGAGAAACACCUCAAACACACAUUCAGACCCGUCAGUGAAGUGGCUCCAGCAAAGAAGGAGGAGCUCAAUACAGCACUGAAGUCUUUACAGGAGAAAUGUAAACUUAAUGAAGAGAUGAAGAGAGAGUUUGAGAAAACAGCUCAACACAUCAAGGCUCAAGCUGAGCACACAGAGCGUCAUAUUAAACAGCAGUUUGAGAAGCUUCAUCAGUUUCUCCGAGAUGAAGAAGAAGCUACAAUCACUGCACUGAGGGAGGAAGAGGAGCAGAAGAAGCAGAUGAUGAAGGAGAAGCUGGAGGAGAUGAACACACACAUCUCAGCUCUUUCACACACGAUCAAAGACACGGAGGAGAUGCUGAAAGCCAAUGACGUCUGCUUUCUGAAGGAGUUUCCAGUCUCAAUGGAAAGAGUCCAGAUCUCACAGCCGGAUCCACAGAUGCCUUCUGGAGCUUUGAUUCAUGUGUCUCGCUACUUGGGCAACCUGCCGUUCAGAGUCUGGAAGAAGAUGCAGGACAUUGUCCAGUACACUCCUGUCAUCCUGGAUCCAAACACGGCACAUCAAUGUCUCGAGCUGUCUGAUGAUCUGACCAGAGUGACAUACAGAGGAAUACAACCAGUUCCUGAUAAUCCAGAGAGAUUUGACUGUUAUCCCUGUGUUUUGGGUUCAGAGGGUUUUAACUCAGGAAAACACUGCUGGAUCGUGGAGGUUAAAGAGAGUCAAAUCUGGAUUUUUGGAGUAACAACAGCAUCAAACCAGAGGAAGGGAUAUGUUUUCUUUAAGUCUGAUUUCUGGAGUGUGUGUUAUGGAUGGUCUAGAUGGUUUGGUUUUCGUGUUGAUCAGGAUCUUGAUCGAGUGCGAGUUGAUCUGGAUUAUGACAGAGGAACAAUAUAA